CAAUUCGUCUUCGAAAUAGAACUUAGAUCAGUAUUCGAGUUUCGUCCAAAGAUAAAGAAGUUCCUGUAUUCGUUUAUACUGGCAAAUUAAAUCUUUAACGAUGAUCAAGUACAAGCAUUUGGCAAAAUUUCGGGUACCGAAACGAUUCGUUAUUGUUGCGAUGGUGUUUUUUGGAUACGGUAAUAUUUUCUAUUUGCACACGAAUUUGGCCAUGGCUGUGGUCGAGAUGACAUCUUCGAAAAAUUACUCGGACACGAAUGGUAACGUAGUACAUAUUGAACCAGAAUUCAAAUGGAACUCCAAAGAGAAAGGAUUGGUGUUAAGCACUUUCUCAUACGGUCGUUUAUUGGGCCCCGUAGGGGGUGUUUUAGCUGGCCGUAUAGGUGGAGCAACCCUAUUUGGAAUCGCCAUUAUGGUUACAGCUUUGGUAACACUAAUGACACCCUAUCUACUUUACAACAGCUUUAGUUUAUUUGUGAUCACGAACGUGAUUCUUGGAGUAUUUGAGGCAUUCCAGUACGCGAGCAUUUCACAACUUUGGUCCAGAUGGGCACCUCCUGACGAGCGUUCAAAAUUCGUCUCAUUCAGCGUAAUUGGGUUAUAUGUAGGCAACAUUAUAGCUUUUUUGAUAGCUGGAUGGAUGUUGAACACAUGGGCAUGGCCUUGGCUUUUCUAUGUCAGUGGAGCUGCCACCUUGGGAUGGUAUGGUAUUUGGGUGCUGGUUGUGAGCAAUGAUCCACACUGAAAAAAAUGAUUUUUGAAAUCAUGUACUCAUCACCUGAAUUAAUGCAAUGAGUACUGUACAAAGUGGUAUAUUGCGCUGUCAUGUAAUGGUCCAAGUUACUUGCAGAACAAGUGCAUUGUUUCAUGUAGUGAGUACUUGAUGGUAAUGUAUAGGUUCCCCCCUUGGAAAUUCAUGCAGUCAUUACUGCGAAUUACUGCAGUGGUUGUUGUUUAAAAGAAAUGUCAUGUAUUAGGUACAUGAUUUCUAAUUAAUGCAGUAAACGUUACAUAUCAGAAUGGGAAAUAUACUGGGUGCUAUUGCUAGUCAGGCAUUGGGUACAAUUAUCAUUUUAGAUAAAGGGCUUAGUACAUUAGAAAAAUGUACAAAAUGCAUUAUCUGGGACUCAGUACAUUUUGUAAUGUACUGAGUCCCAAAUAAUACGCAUUUCCAGCUUCCAUCAACAUAGUCUACAAGUUAGUCUUGUGUGCUCUUGUGUGCAAAGCUAAUGUUUUCAAUAUUACGCAUGGUGUUACUUAUUGAAAAUACUUGGCACUUUCCUCUGUUUUUGUUGAUUUUCAAUAAAAUUGGUGAUUUUUAACGCA
Molecule: messenger RNA, 1326 nt
Organism: Planococcus citri (citrus mealybug)
Lineage: Eukaryota; Metazoa; Arthropoda; Insecta; Hemiptera; Pseudococcidae
Product: vesicular glutamate transporter 3-like
Exons: 4
Coding region: 101-745 (214 amino acids)
Biological process (GO): transmembrane transport; monoatomic anion transport
Cellular component (GO): membrane
Molecular function (GO): transmembrane transporter activity
Source: RefSeq, a predicted model, not a curated record